Molecule: messenger RNA, 3367 nt
Organism: Danio aesculapii
Lineage: Eukaryota; Metazoa; Chordata; Actinopteri; Cypriniformes; Danionidae
Gene: dacha
Product: dachshund a
Exons: 12
Coding region: 163-1974 (603 amino acids)
Source: RefSeq, a predicted model, not a curated record
UCCAUCUCACUCGCGAGGAAGGUAGUUGCACAUUACCGAACGUCAGCAGGCGCUACCGGAGACGCAUGAGAAACGACGAGUGAAAGCCGUGAAACAAUCCGAGGAGCCAUCAAAGGUGUGCUUGACUCAAAAGUACGGAAAGGAGGAAACUUCGCGUAAACUAUGGCCGUAUCCGCAACUCCUCCGGUGCUUUCACCGACCUCCACUCCCGGGGGCGCGAGCAGCCUGUUCCGUCCCGACUCUCUGUACUCCAGCCCAGCCGAGUCCCCACGACUGACCAGCAGCAUGAUCAACUCUUUCAUCACCGGCGGCGGCAGCACGAACGGAAACGGGCCCGGUGGUGUCCACAAUAACGAGUGUAAGAUGGUGGAGGUGCACGGGGUGAAAGUGGCCUCGUUCACCGUGGACGGUCAGGAGCUCAUCUGCCUCCCGCAGGUGUUCGACCUGUUCCUGAAGCACCUGGUCGGCGGACUGCACACCGUGUAUACCAAGCUGAAGCGGCUGGAUAUAUGCCCGGUGGUGUGCACGGUGGAGCAGGUGCGGAUCCUGCGCGGACUCGGGGCCAUUCAGCCGGGCGUAAACCGGUGCAAACUCAUCACCCGAAAAGACUUCGAGACACUUUAUAACGACUGCACCAAUGCCAGUUCUCGGCCUGGUCGUCCUCCUAAACGCUCUCUCGGUGUGGCGAUGCAGGACAGCUCUCGUCUGCUUCCUCACAGCGUUCAUGGGCUGCUCUCACCAGGUCUGCUGUCACCAACAGGUCUGACAGCAGCAGCCAUGGCUGAAGCUAUGAAACUGCAGAAAAUGAAACUGAUGGCCAUGAACAACAUUCAUGGAGCAGGAAGCCAGAACGGUACAGAGUCCGAGAACGAGGAGCUGAACUCCAGUGCAGGCGGCAGUGAGUCGUCUUGGGAUAAAGAGAAACUCCAGUCCCCCCCCUCUUCCGGAGCACAGCAUGGUCUGGCUCACGCUGGCCUCUCCGCUCAGCAUGGCCUAUCAGGGUCUCAUCUCUCUUCCCUACAGCAGAGUCAUCUCCUGGCUAACCGGCUGGAGCUGCCAUUUAUGAUGAUGCCCCACCCCCUGCUGCCCGUCAGUCUGCCGCCUGCCUCCGUUGCCAUGGCGAUGAACCAGAUGAACCACCUGAACACCAUCGCCAACAUGGCCGCAGCUGCUCAGAUGCACAGCCCCCUGUCCAGAGCAGGAGCGUCCGUCAUCAAGGAGUGUGUACAGGACAGUCCAUCUCCUACUCCAUCUCUGGAGGAAGCCCCUCGUCCCGGAUCACAGCCCUCUUCCCAUCCCAGCAGUAGUGUGUCUAGUUCCCCGAACCCGCACACACAAAGUCCUGAACGGCUGGUUUUGAACCCGACUGAUGGAGAUCUGCCAGAACGAGACACCGGCAUCAAUAUGAAGAAAAUCCUUAAGGAGAAAGAUGAGGCACAGAUAACUUUGCCAAUGCAGAAGCCAGGGUUCGAAAAGCUUCCUCUGGGCACUCAGACUCUUCCUCCAGGCUUCCCUGCACCCUUCCUGUUUGCAGAUGGCCUCUCUUCUGUGGAGACAUUGCUCACUAACAUCCAGGGUCUGCUGAAGGUGGCUGUGGAUAAUGCCCGUGUGCAGGAGAAACAGGUGCAGCAGGAACGCAAGGAGUUAAAGAUGGAGCUGUACAGAGAAAGAGAGAUGAGAGAGAGUCUGGAAAGACAACUCACCUCUGAACUGCACAGCCGAGCCACCAUUCAGAAGCGUCUGAAGAAGGAAAAGAAGGCGAAAAGGAAACUGCAGGAGGCUCUGGAGUUUGAAUCCAAGAGGAGAGAGCAGGUGGAACAGGCUCUGAAACAGGCCACUUCUCCUGAGAGUCUCCGCAUGAGUCUAAACGAAGCAGUCAUACCAGAGGUGAAGUCUGAACAUAAUGGCAACCAGCAGGAGAACUCAUCUGUACAAGAAAACAGACCCUACUCCAAACCCCCUAUCAUGUACUGAAGACUCUGACAUCUUUAGCUCCACGACCAUGACAGACAUCUCAGCCCACAGGCAGACAGAGCUUUUUCCACAAAGGAAAAGUGGUGUGGGUGCUGAAGAGCAGUCACCUGAAACCCGUGUACAGGACUUGAGUGUGUAUGUACGUUUAUGUGUGUGGAGGUGCAGUGCGUUCGCGGUCUUCAUGAGAUGCGUGUGUGCGUGUGUGUGUUUCUGGAGCACUGCUCGUUGACGACCUUUCCACACCACAUGCACCAACUUGUAAAAAUUGUCUUUCUCUCUUGUUUUGACUACUUCUACAUCCCACUUUUUUGAGAUUAAAACAAGUGUUUGUUGUUUUUUUUGGAUUAAAAUGUCAUUACCUAAUGAAAUACCCGUCUUUAUGUGAAGCACACAGCAUCAUCCUCCCCUAAUCUCCAGUUUGUAAUUAUUAUUAUUAUUAUUAUUAUUAUUAUUAUUAUUAUUAUUAUUAUUAUUAUUAUUAUUAUUAUAGUGUUAUCUGCUGAUCCCCCAUGAUUCUGUGCACCAGUGAUUCUGAACAGCACAACAGUCUUGAUGAGUCUGUAUAGCAAUUUGUUGCAACACAAAGGGACAGAAAAGACAUUAUAUGGAUAGACUCCAACUAAGAUGUGUGCUUCUUUAAUAAACAUUGUCUAUUUUGUUGUUUUGCCUUUAAAAAAGGGAUUCUACAGUAUAUCAAUACUUUUUUUCUAAUUUGGUGUAUUUUUUAGGACGUGUAGAAAUGUUUUCCUCUUGUUGUCAUUUCUCUGCCGUUUGUGUUUAUUUCAUUAUCUGGUUUGUCGUUUUCCUUUGUAUUUUAAUCAGCAUUUCGAAACAGAUGCUCAAGUGAUCUUGAAACAUGUUCUUUGAAUGUCUUUCUUUGCCCCGCGACAAUGUUUUUCUCUAUUGCUCCUUCACGUAAAAGUAAAAAAGAAAAAAAAGUGUUCAUUUGUAGUUGCUAUAAACACAGUAUUACAGUAACCCUCACCCCUUCUGUUUUUACCUGUUUAUAAAGACUUGUAAAAAUGCUUUAGCAUUUGCUAUUCCGACGUUGUUAUUACAUGGUUACAUUUUUAGUGAUGAAAAAGAGAUGAGAAGUACCCUUAUGCACAUCAAGAGCGAGCAUGCUUGUAUAUACAACAAAGAAAAAUGACACAUAACGAUUGAAAAUAAAGCGCUGCCUCUUAAAUCUAUUUUUCAAUAUUUCUAGUGACUCCAUAGGAAACACAAUCACAAAUCGGCAGCUAUCAAUGAUGUUGAAUCUUGUUUUAAAAAUGGCAACAGACACUUAUCACAGCCUUGCACAUGCCACAAUGAAUAAAACACCCCUAUGGACAUCUUGGUAGAUUUUCUGUUUUUUUUGUUUUUUCUUUGAGUAAUAAAAUUAAGAUGGAAA